Molecule: messenger RNA, 1219 nt
Organism: Macrobrachium nipponense
Lineage: Eukaryota; Metazoa; Arthropoda; Malacostraca; Decapoda; Palaemonidae
Exons: 3
Coding region: 184-1149 (321 amino acids)
Source: RefSeq, a predicted model, not a curated record
GUCAUCAAAAAAAGUUUUGCCACAGUGUCCCAAGAAGAUCUCUUUUAAUGUCAAUUGCUCGUCUCUUGGACGAACACUUUCAUUACCCUACUCCAACAUUUACAGCCCAUCAGGUAUGGCAAUCGAUGGUGAAGCUUCACUUAUUACAAAGAGAAUCAUUUGAAGUUAAUAAAAUGGUAGAUUAUGAGAGGGAUCUUGGUGAAGUUUGGCAGAAUCAUCCCAGCCCGUUUGGUUGCAUAUAACCUCCUAGCAUUGCCAGUACCUAACUGGAAACUGACAAGUGAGUGGAGCGUUGAGGAAGUAUAUCUGCUUAUUGACAACAUUAUAAAUUGGGAAUUACAGCCUCGUUCUUUACAAAAUCUUGAGAAAUCUGCCUUUCAGUCAGCAAAUGAAGAUCUGCUAAAUCAGGGAUAUUGUAAAUCUCCUGAACAUUGUUAUGAACUGUGGCAAUAUCUUGUAACCACAUACAGUCAUGGUGGAUAUAGAAACUUUGCAGAGCAACUUUGCAUUUUGCAUCUGAUAAACCCUUCAGUUUUACAAACAAAACCUUCUAGCUUACAGGUCAAAAUCCAUAGCAUCAGUUGUGUGUCUAACUAUGAAAGUCAAACUGGCAUUGCAAAACAGACCAAGACACUGAAGAGGCCACCAGAAGAUAUAGAAAGUACUAUACUGGAGUGCAUUCCAAAAAGCCCCAUAAAAAAGCUGAAAGUGUGUGCGAAAUUUAAUGCCCCAGGCAAUGUGGUAUCAUACGUUCGUAUAAAUGUUCCAAAACAAAAGCGUAGUAUCCAAGUGUCAACAGAUGAACUAAAUUAUGACAAAAAACACAAAAAAAUUUAUUCUAUUAAUAAUGCCAGUAAUAGAAAAGUGAAGAAAAUGACAAGAGAUAGUAAUAAAAUUCUUCCAGGACAUGUAUUAACUGUCAGCUUAGAAAGUGAACUUUCUCACAGUCAAGGAAAAACAAAAGCUAUAUCAGAUGAAAGUAACAAAAAUGAAAAUCUACUAGAUGAGAUUAUUAUCAAAAGUGAAGAUAUAUUAGAGGAGAGGAGUACAUCAUUAAUAAGAGAUACAGAUGAUAAUCUUGUGCAAAAAUCAAAACCAAGCUCUCAAUAUUACUUCAAGUGUAGUCCAGAUUCCAAGGAAGAAAAAUAAAGGUUGAUAUUACAAAAGUGAUAGUGAAUAAAAAAACAAAGGUAAUCGAGGGCCGGACAACAGGAGUUUU